Molecule: messenger RNA, 1483 nt
Organism: Amblyraja radiata (thorny skate)
Lineage: Eukaryota; Metazoa; Chordata; Chondrichthyes; Rajiformes; Rajidae
Product: SH3 and cysteine-rich domain-containing protein 2
Exons: 11
Coding region: 91-1302 (403 amino acids)
Biological process (GO): positive regulation of voltage-gated calcium channel activity; skeletal muscle contraction; positive regulation of protein localization to plasma membrane
Molecular function (GO): protein binding
Source: RefSeq, a predicted model, not a curated record
UCCCUGCACAGCACCGCAGCGCUCUACGCUACAGUACGGUACAGCCCAGCAUAGCCCAGCCCAGCAUAGCAUAGCAUCCACAACCCGACCAUGACCGAGAACAACGAGACAGAAGGCGAGCCGCCGAACACAGAGCUGCAGAGGUCGCCCGGGUCUGUGUGCAGUCAGCAAGAGACCAAGCUUCAACGGCUGAAGAGAUCCUUGUCCUUCAAGACCAUCCUCAGGAGCAAGAGCGUCGAAAACUUUUUCCAGCGGACCAACAGCGAUGCGAAAUUCCCUCUAGAGAUCCUGCCUCCCCCGCCCACACCCCCACCGACCCCCCCUAGUGCAGUCCUGCCCGUGGACCCGACAGCCAACGAGCAGCCAGCAAGGAAAUCCCACCCGGUGGCCAUCCCCCUCAAACCAGUAAGGACACACAGCUUUCAAGAAUUUGUCUUCAAAAAGCCCACAUUUUGUGACAUCUGCCAUCACAUGAUUGUAGGGUAUUCGAAGCGCGGUUGGCGAUGUAAACUGUGCAAGAUCAACGCCCACCCCCAGUGUGGAGAGGAUGCUUGCCGGCAACAGUGUGUGGGGAAGCUGCCGAUGGGAUUCCGACGGAACUUCAGCUCGCCUCUCCUCAUCCACGAACAGUACGGGGUCGUGAAGGAGGCCAUGCCAAUGGCCACAAGCAGCAGGGUGGACCCAGUGUAUGAAGCUCUCCGAUUCGGGACAUCUCUUGCUCAGAUGAGCAGAUCGAGCUUUGGGAGCUUCUCGGAAUCUCCAACGAAGCAUUUGGGCGACAACGGAGACAUUGAAGAGGAGCCGGACCUUGGGACGAGUAGCUCUGCGGAGUGUGAGGCUCAGACAGAUACCGCGCCUUUGGAGAAUGGAACAGUAGAAACAGAAGACAAAGGAGAGAGUUCUGUGCCCGUUCAGGUCAGGAAACCUUCGCUCCGCAAAGACAUGUUGCAGAUGCACACCUACGUAGCACUCUACAAGUUUGUACCACAGGAACAGAACGACCUGGGUCUGCAGCAAGGAGACAGGAUUGUGGUCACGGACGACUCCAACGAAGACUGGUGGAAGGGCAAGAUCGGGGACCGAGUGGGAUUUUUUCCCGCCAAUUUUGUCCAGCGCAUCCGACCUGGCGAGAGAGUGUGGCAGUGUAACAGAACGUAUCAAGGCAGCAAAGAGCAGGGACAGUUACCCCUGAAAGAAUUGCAGAUUUGCGUGGGCCGCGGGGAGGAGACCAGCGGCUUCGUCAAGGUGUGCAGCGGGAAGAAGCGAGGGGUGGUGCCCGCGGACAUUCUGAGUGAGAUCUGACUGUUUCUCGCCUGGGGGGGGGGCUUCAGCGGGGUCCUCUGGACAGAGUAUAUGCAGGAGAUGAUUUACCCGACAUUCAGCUUGUACGUCGCAUCCGCCCCCUCGUCUCCACCGUUUCACAUCAGAACGCAGGAGAUCGGCGCGGCCUGGAUAAGGCAAAGUGCGAUCCCGGAACCCGUAA